AAGAAAGAAAGAAAGUCAAACAUCAAGCGCUGCGUGAUUAUCACGCGUUGGCGAAACGCAAGUAAACGAAACUUUAAAUCAUUCUCGGUUUUGGGAGAAACAAAGACACGAGCAGAAAUGUGGGAACAUCGCGUUUAGUUCCUAACAUGUUGAGGAGAACACCAGACCACUGAAGAUGUGUUCUGUCACACUGAUGGACUGCGGGAAACUGAUGGAGACGAGAAAGCAAACCACAGCAGAAGAAGAAGAAGAUCACACUGAUGAAGAAGAAGAUGAUGAUGUCAUCGCUUCAGAUGAGAGCGGUGAUUCAUGUUGUGAUGGAGAAACGGCCUCUACAUCAAAACAGCGACUGACAGCACAAACUCUUUCCUGCAUCACCUGUGGAAAGACAUUCAGUUCACAGAGACGUUUAGAGACACAUGAGAGAAAACACACAGAACAGAAACUCUUCACCUGCACCAGAUGUGACAUCAGCUUUCCUACCUUACAAGAGAAGAGACGUCACUCACAAGAGCACAGAGACCACAAACACUUUCACUGCGGUGAAUGUGGAAACUAUUUCAGCACCAAAUCAAAUCUUGAUUCUCAUCAGAGAAUUCACACUGGAGAAAAGCCACACACGUGUCCUCACUGUGACAAGAGAUUCGGCCGUAAAACUCAUCUGAAGAGACAUGUGCGCAUACACACCGAUGAGAGACCGUAUGAGUGCAGUGAUUGUGGAAAAGGCUUCAGGGAUUCAGGUUGUCUCAAGUCGCACCAAAAAAUACACUCUGAGGAGAAACUCUAUCAGUGUUCACACUGUGAUAAACGCUUCCGUCACAAAUUUCAGCUGAGACCCCAUGAGAGAACUCACACUGGAGAGAAACCUUACCUCUGCUCUCACUGUGGAAAGAGCUUUUCCACGCCCAGUUCUAUUAGCGUUCAUCAAGCAGUUCACACUGGAGAGAAACCUCAUCAGUGCAGUGUUUGUGAGAAGAGUUUUAGUCGACUUGACAUUCUAUUGAAUCACCAGAGAACCCAUACUGGAGAAAAGCUACACAAAUGUUCUCAGUGUGACAGGAUAUUCGCUCGAUUAGAUGUCCUGAAACUCCAUGAGAGAGUUCACACUGGAGAGAAACCUUAUCACUGCUCCAUCUGUGGAGAGAGAUUCACUCAGUUAGGAAGUCUUCGAGCUCACCAGAAGAAACAUGCUGAAGAACAAACUGCACUGGAAUCAUCAUAGCGUCUUUUACUAGUUUUAUUUACAGCCUCUUUCACUUUCAUUCUUGUUGUCUUAAAAUCAGUUUUCUGGGAUCUGUGCAAGAAAGGAUCAGUCUGAAUCAUUCAGGGGCGGACAUCAAUUGUAAGUUAAUACAUUUCUCAUGCGAAUGAAACAUUAUUAUUAUGCAUAUUAUUAUUAUUAUUAUUACUCUUGGCAUGGACUAAUAGAGAACAUUCUAACCAAAGUAGAAAAGGUUGUCGACUUUGAGUCUGUAAAUGUGAUGAUUUUGUAAUUGCUCAAACUGUGUGUACAUGAUUUAUAUUGACUAUCACAUUGGCUGUUAUACUGUAUUAUCACUGUAUGUCUGGUGUAUUUAACCAAUAACCGUAUACGACUAUAAUAUCAUGCAGGAAAAUCUCACUGAUUUAGAAGCUUCUGACAAGCGUUGAGCCGCCUCUACUACGUGUUCAACAGUGCAGGAACUUGAGAACAAUGUGUGCAGUUUUAUUAUGACUUGCCAUAAUCUUAUUAAUGAGUUGGGCUGGGGUUCCCGAAACCUUCAUAUCACUAUGUCAUUCUUAAGAAUAUAUCGCUACCACUCUUCAGGUUUAACUUAAGAAUGACGUAGCGUUAAGAAGGUUUCGGGAAACCCAGCCUUGAUUUGUCUGAAUUUAAUAUUUACGGACUGACGCCGAACGGUCACUUGAAAUUGAAAUGGUUUAUAUUUUUACGCUUCAGCAGAUGCCGUGUGCUGGUUGUUUAAAAUUCCAAACGUAACAUUGUAAGAACGUUGUGACAACUUUCACCACAACAUGUAGAAACGGCAAUGUUCCACAUCGGAGGAAGAACAGACUAAUGAUGAUGAUUUUAUUCCCUCAGGUUCUUCUUCCUUACAUUUUUUAUUCUUUCGUGACAUUUUACUAAGGUGCGAAUUUCUAAUGUUUCUGUAAAAAGGGUCUUGUGUCACUUGCAUCAGUUAAAUAAUAAAUAAAUAACUCUAUUGCUGACUGAUGGAAGUGUUGAGAACUGUUUCAGAUGAGUGAUGUCUGUAACUAACUGCACGUUUGAGGUCCUGCUACAAUAUUUCACAAGAUUCAUUUUGAUAAUCAGUAAAAAUAUGUUCAGAAUGAUAUGCAAAUAUUGUUCUUGGUUUUUUUGUUGUCCACCCUGUGAUUAUUGUGUCCUCCCUGUUAUCCCAGAGUUUUUUAACUGUCCGU
Triplophysa rosa is the source of this 2418-nucleotide messenger RNA. Its product is annotated as gastrula zinc finger protein xLCGF3.1-like. The coding region runs from base 176 to 1222 and encodes 348 amino acids. Lineage: Eukaryota; Metazoa; Chordata; Actinopteri; Cypriniformes; Nemacheilidae. The transcript is spliced from 2 exons. The record is from RefSeq and is a predicted model, not a curated record. Gene Ontology annotation, biological process: regulation of transcription by RNA polymerase II. Gene Ontology annotation, cellular component: nucleus. Gene Ontology annotation, molecular function: RNA polymerase II cis-regulatory region sequence-specific DNA binding; DNA-binding transcription factor activity, RNA polymerase II-specific.